Molecule: messenger RNA, 703 nt
Organism: Camellia sinensis
Lineage: Eukaryota; Viridiplantae; Streptophyta; Magnoliopsida; Ericales; Theaceae
Source: RefSeq, a predicted model, not a curated record
AUGGUUCGAGAAAGUAAUCCAGAUUUGACCUGGACCCGAUUCUUGGAGUUGUUUUACAAUAAACACUUCCCCCUAAGUGUUCGAAACCGCAAGGCUACCGAAUUUCAGACCUUGGCGCAAGGCAACCGAACAGUGGCGGAAUACGACCGCACUUUUACUGAAUUGGUGAGGUUUGCACCUCACAUAGCCAACGAUGAAUACAUGAAGGCUAGAAAGUUCGAGACUGGGCUUCGCAGACCGAUUCAGGACAGGGUUAGCUUGCUCAAUAUGCCGACUUACGCCGAGGUGUUGGACAAAGCCAUUUUGGCCGAAGCUAACUUAAACCGAUACCAGAACUCGGGGGAGAACCAGCGGAAGAGACAGAACUAUGACAAUCGCCGAGCACAGCUCGGUACCAAGAAGAGGACGAACAUGGGUAGUUCUAGUAACCUACGACAGGAAGGUAAUGCUAAACCGACGUGUUCGGAUUGUGGGAAGCAACAUUUUGGGGUCUGUCGCCGGACAUCUGGAGCCUGUUAUGAAUGUGGCGAAAUAGGUCAUUAUGUGAGAGACUGCCCUAAGACAAAGGCUGAUAACAACAAGAAGGACGAGAAUACCUCGGGUUCCGUCCAGAGGGGUAAUGUUGGAAGGGGACAGAUGAGACAGGGCAGAGCAUUUGCGCUAGUACCAGGAGACACUCAGAAUGCUGAAAUAGUGGUGUCAG